Halteromyces radiatus is the source of this 1083-nucleotide messenger RNA. RefSeq lists its product as uncharacterized. NCBI's taxonomy places the organism in Eukaryota, Fungi, Mucoromycota, Mucoromycetes, Mucorales, Cunninghamellaceae. Bases 1 to 1083 code for a protein of 360 amino acids. The transcript is spliced from 3 exons. The record is from RefSeq and is a predicted model, not a curated record.
AUGAUAAAACGCCAUUCUAUCACCUCUCUUAUUUCUGGUAAUGGUGAUUUAUACUACAAUAGUCGACCAGGUUCCAUUUUAUAUUCAACAACCACUUCUCAACCUGAUUCACCACGGAUUCUUUUUAUGAAAGAUGGACAAUUAUGGGAUGAUAAUAAUGAAGAUGUAGAUGAUUAUUUUUUGGACAACAAUAACAAUAAUUCUCAACAAUAUGAUCUUUUGCCAACUCAUUUACAUCGAUGGACAUUAAAACAUGAUUUAUUGAAAUUAGCUUUGAAUGGCUGCGGUGAUGGAACUUGGUGUAUUGAUGUGGCCAUGGCCAAUCCAAAAUGGACUGUGAUUGGGAUGGAAGAGAACGGAUAUGAUCAUUAUAUGACAACAGCAAAUGAAUCUGACGAUACAACUUGUUUUGGUAGUCUUAGUCAUGGCAAUGGAUUAUUCAAACCAAGAAAUAUGCGAUUGAUACGAUGUGCACCUUCAUUGCUGCAUGCCUUACAACAAAUGCCAGAUCACGUGUUUGAUCUUGUGGAUGGACGUUGCUUGAUAUUAGGUUAUUCUUUUGAAACUUAUCGUCAAUUGAUAAAAGAAUGUUGGAGAGUAUGCAAGAUUGGAGGUUAUGUCGAAUUAAUUGAAAUGGAUAUGCGUAUGUACCAUAGUAAAAUACCAAAAACGAUGGGAAAAACAAUUCAAACUUUGAAUUCUGAAGUGAUUCAUAUGAUGGAAUCUCGAUCAUUGGACCCCCGAUUGGCAAGACGUUUACCGGAUAUAUUGGAAGAGAUCAUUAUGGAAUCUAUUUCUACUUCCUCCACCACUUCAUCCACAUCAUCAAAUGCAGUACAUAUAACAUCUGCAAAAUACACGUCUUUACCUAUUGGUGUUUGGGGAGGUCGUCUUGGUGUCAUGUUUCGUGAAGAUCUACAUACUUUAAUGGAAUCAGUCCAAGUCUGGAUAUCUCAAUACAAGGAAAGUGAUUGUCGAUCAGAUCAAGAUUUGGAAAAGGAAUUGGAUCAAAUGGAUAAUGAAAUGGAACUACAACGGUCAUUUAUGAAUUUACAUCAUUGUUAUGCUCAAAAAACCUGUUGA